GGGAUUUUCUUUAAAUUUAGAAAUAACAUUCAUGAAGUGUAUAACGUUUCAUGUAUAUCUCAAUAAAUGUUUACAUUUGUAAAUGUCUUUGCUUGGGCUGCCAUAACAAAGUACCAUACUGAGUGGCUUAAACAACAGAAAUUUAUUUCUCACAGUUUUGGAGGUUGGAAAGUUCAAGAUCAAGGUGCUGGCAAGCUUAUUGUUAGGCACACGCAAGGACUACUCUUCUGGAGAAGAGUCGAGACGGAGGAGGAGGCGGGAUCAAGCGCUAAGCCGGAAGGGGCGAACCCGGCAGUGAAGGUGAUCCGGUGCCUGUCGGGCUGAAACGUAGUGGACUACAGAAGGUUCUGACCUCCGAAACUUGGAAAACACGAAGAAGUAGAAAAAAGAAAGGAAGCAAAAGGAAUCGAUAAUCCCACAACUAGAGAUCAUCUUAUUAACAUUUUGGAUCUCAGCUAAAAGGGAAGCACCUUCGAAGAGUGAUUGCAUAGUUGGGAAUGAAAAGCACUGAAGUCUGAACAGAUGCUGAAAUGAAUCGUCACCUGUUUGUUUGGCUUUUUAGACAUCCGUGUCUUAAUGGUCACCACCAGUGCCACGUCCAUCUCCAUUCUCAUCAACUUACACAGACACCUCUUGACACAAGGCUGUGGGUUUUUAGACGAAACAAGAAUCACAUUCUCCAUUGUCUGUUAAGGGAGAAUUGGUCCAGGAGAUAUUGCCAUCAAGAUACCAGGAUGAUCUGGAAGCAUAGAGCACUACAGAAAUAUAUGGAGGACCUGAAUAAGGAGUACCAAACACUUGAUCAUUGUUUGCAGCAUAUCUCUGUGAGUGAAGGGGACCGGAGGUCCUUGAAUCAACGGCAUGCUGAGCUGGCCCCGCUUGCAGUCAUUUACAAAGAAAUUCAGGAGGCUGAACAAGCCAUUGAAGAAUUAGAAUCAAUGUGUAAAAGUCUAAAUAAACAAGAUGAGAAGCAGUUACAAGAACUUGCUUUGGAAGAGAGGCAAACCAUUCUUCAGAAAAUCAACAUGUUAUACAGUGAGCUUCUCCAGAAUCUAGUGCCAAAGGAGAAAUAUGACAAAAAUGAUGUUAUUUUAGAGGUGACAUCUGGAAGAACUACUGGAGGUGAUAUCUGCCAACAAUUUACCCGGGAAAUAUUUGAUAUGUACCAGAAUUAUUCAAGCUACAAACACUGGAAAUUUGAACUUCUGAAUUAUACACCAGCUGAUUAUGGUGGGCUACAUCAUGCAGCCGCCCGAAUUUCCGGUGACAAUGUCUAUAAGCAUUUGAAGUAUGAAGGUGGGAUUCACCGAGUUCAGCGAAUCCCUGAGGUGGGCCUGUCGUCAAGGAUGCAGCGUAUUCACACGGGAACGAUGUCGGUUAUCGUCCUCCCUCAACCGGAUGAGGUAGAUGUGAAAGUGGACCCCAAGGAUUUACGAAUAGAUACAUUUCGAGCCAAAGGAGCAGGAGGGCAGCAUGUUAAUACAACUGAUAGUGCUGUCAGACUUGUCCAUGUCCCCACAGGACUUGUAGUAGAAUGCCAACAAGAACGAUCACAGAUAAAAAAUAAAGAAAUAGCUUUGCGUGUGUUGAGAGCUAGACUCUACCAGCAGAUUAUUGAGAAAGACAAGUGUCAACAACGAAGUGUGAGAAAACUGCAGGUGGGAACAAGAGCCCAGUCAGAGAGAAUUCGGACAUAUAAUUUCACCCAGGAUAGAGUCACUGACCACAGGAUAGCAUAUGAAGUUCGUAAUAUUAAGGUAAUAUCAGAAUUUUUAUGUGGGGAGAAGUGCCUGGAUCAGCUAAUUCAGAGAUUGCUUCAAUCAGCAGAUGAAGAAACCAUUAAUGAAUUUUUGGAUGAAAACCUUAAAUCAGCAAAAUAAAUACUGAUUUAUAAUUUAUUAUUAUAUAAAUGAAAUGGACCUAUGUCAAGAAGCAGACCGAGGUAGGGAAAUCUUUAUGAAAGUUGAUAAAGAGCAGCUAAAAAUACAUGGCACUCACAAAAAUAUUUUUUAAUGAAUCCAGUCACAUUUCUUGACCUAAGUUUAUUUUAGGUUUCCUGUAAAGUACAGUCCAGCUCUUCAAGUAGAAACAAAGCAUGCAUUGUUGAAAAGAGAAAUAAAGUAUUGAGAAUUGACUAUGUGA
Balaenoptera acutorostrata (minke whale) is the source of this 2142-nucleotide messenger RNA. RefSeq names its product mitochondrial translation release factor 1 (gene MTRF1). Gene Ontology annotation, molecular function: translation release factor activity. Bases 531 to 1880 code for a protein of 449 amino acids. NCBI's taxonomy places the organism in Eukaryota, Metazoa, Chordata, Mammalia, Artiodactyla, Balaenopteridae. The record is from RefSeq and is a predicted model, not a curated record. Gene Ontology annotation, biological process: translational termination. The transcript is spliced from 13 exons.